Molecule: messenger RNA, 773 nt
Organism: Cuscuta campestris
Lineage: Eukaryota; Viridiplantae; Streptophyta; Magnoliopsida; Solanales; Convolvulaceae
Source: the annotation of a GenBank genome assembly
CUAUAUGGUUAAAGUCAAUAAUGUUUGUGUAAGAAAGAAGAAAUACCCAAAACAGCCUUUUCAAUAUCCCCAACCAAAUUACCUUCCUAUGCACGUCUGAUCUCCUUUUUUUUUCCUCCCUACCGCCCAUAUUUAUACUCUCCCUAAUCUCAUUUUUCUUUUCUCUCCUCAUUUCUCCCCCUUAGCUUUUUUCUCCUCUUUAACUUCACGCCUUCCCCUGCCCCCACCACCGGAAAAAACCAACAAAUGUCCGCAGAUCUGGCCGAGCUCCGGCAAGAUUUGCCGGAAAUUCAACUGCCUAGAGUAAACGUAAUUAUUACUUCCUCCCCUCCGGACCGGAAUAUUUCCGUGAUUAAGGAAGAGGAGGAGGAAGAGGAAGAGUGCCGGACGCCGAGAUCGCCGCGGAAUUUGAUACCGGAAACGGUUGUGUGUCCGCCGGCGCCGAUGAAGCCGCGGCGGCCGGUGAUCCGGUGCAAGAGGAAGCUGACGGAGCUCAAUUUCUUGGAGAUGGUGGCUCGAGAGGAGGUCGAUUCCCUCUUCCGCCCCUCCGCCGCCGCAUCCCCCACCAAGAUCAGGAGGUGCCUUGUGUAAAUUCCGUAAAUCGAGAAAUAUAAUAGAAAUGGAAAAUUCCACUUCUUAUUUCCUUUUUUUCUUUUAUUUUUUUCAACCGGGGAAUUUUAUGUGUACGUAAAAAUUACAGAUAUUAUAUAUACAGUGUGUGUGAAUUAUUAUUUUUUUGUUGAAAACUGAUUCAACAAAUUCGGAUCUGAAUU